Molecule: messenger RNA, 1564 nt
Organism: Mytilus trossulus (common blue mussel)
Lineage: Eukaryota; Metazoa; Mollusca; Bivalvia; Mytilida; Mytilidae
Exons: 1
Coding region: 206-1534 (442 amino acids)
Source: RefSeq, a predicted model, not a curated record
UGAAAGAGACGGAUUGUUUUUGUAAGUGAAAGGGAUAUAAGUGUGAUUACGAUUGUUGGAGAGUUUAUGGAUUAAUAUAACUUGUUGAAGAACUAAUUUCGAAUAUAUAUCAAACGUUGGCAUUGCAUUUAUUGCUAAAAUUAGAUGGUAACACUUUCAUAAACUCUCAGAGUUUUCCAGCUUCUGUUCGACCCGUGUGGUCAACAUGGUGUCCAAUUCGGACAGUGACAAUAAUGGGUUUGCUCAGCACGGCUCAGCCGGUAUAACCCGAAAAUCUAGUUCAUCUGAGCUCAGCUCGUCUAAAGAACAAAUAGUUAUGAUUGAAACUGACACUGGGAACUUUUUAGUGCCAGGAAUGAUUGAAAACGUUCUCGUUGACGAAGAGGGCGGAGUUUAUAAUGAUAGACAUAUGAUUCAACAUAGCUCAAGUGCAAAGAGCGUGAAAUCUCGCACCUCGCGAGACGUAAACAUGGAGAACACUUCUCGUUCAUCACGAGAUGAAAACAAUGAUACUUCCGGUCAACCGGACCUCUAUCAAAUGAUGAUACAAACACAAAUUAUGAUGCAAGAAACUAUGAAAAACAGAGAAGUAGUUGAUAAUACUGAUCAUAGUGAAUCAGGAGAUGAAUCCGAACAUGAAGAUGUUGGCAUGGCGUUAGGCAAAUUAUGUGAUGAUGCAGACAAGGUGCAGCCAGAUGCAUGUACUACGGACAUGCCGGUAGAUGAUGAGGACGAUUUCAUGCAAUCUCUCGGAGAUUUCUUGUCAUCGGAAGACAAACUAGGGCCGAAAGUUUCAAAUUCCUUGGCAGGUAUUGUCAACACUGGUAUGAAACAGAAAGUUUCAGAGGACAAAAUUAAGUCAAUGCUUAAAAAGUAUUUGAGGCCAGAAAACUGUGAGGCAUUGACACCAGUACAUGUCAAUUUGCCAAUAUGGAAAACCUUAAAUAGGCAGACAAAAAAUGUAGAUAUUAUGAUACAGAAAAAUCAGGGCAUCUUAUGCAAAGGAAUGGUCCCACAACUAACAUUGAUGGACAAGCUCCUUAAUUCAAGUAAGGCAAACAAAGGCAUCGAGCCAACUGAAGUUGGAGAGUUACUAAGUCUGGUAAAAGAUUCAUUUGUGUUUAGUCAGAUGGCGUAUUCAGAUUUAAAUGUUAAACGCAGACAAUUAAUUAAAACCAAUUUGAGGCCGUGUUAUAGAUCACUCUGCCCCGAUAAUGCACCAAUAUCUGAUAAACUAUUCGGUGAUAGUCUUGUUGACAAAGUCAAAGAAGUUGAUAUAGCCAAUAGAAUGGGUAGAAAACUAGGGAAGGUGAAGUCCUUCCUACCAGCAACCUCAACAGAUAAUAAGGAUCAUAGAAUAAACACUGGUUUCACAGCUAACAGGUUCUCUGCUCCCUAUAUAAUACCAGAGAAUCGGUUCAGAUUCAAAUCGCAGAAUAACAGCUUCAGACCAUCUUUCUCUCAUGGUAAUGAUCAUUUUUUAGGGAAAAGACCAGUCAUGAGGAACAACUUCAAGAAGAAAGACAGACAUUAAAUCCUGUUGACAUGGAAUGUGAAUCUUUUG